This is a messenger RNA of Mycena citricolor, 12503 nucleotides long. NCBI's taxonomy places the organism in Eukaryota, Fungi, Basidiomycota, Agaricomycetes, Agaricales, Mycenaceae. The record is from the annotation of a GenBank genome assembly.
AUGGACCACCCGACCAACCUACCGGAGAUCGUCUCAGAACCCACGACUGGCGUCACUUUGCUUUCCAUCUUCCGCGACGUGUAUGAUUCCCCAAUUUUAGCGCCCGUCAUGCCCUAUGCGCCUAACGAUAUGUUCGGCGCUCGUUUCAAGCAGCUUAGCAAGAAUCCUGAACGUGGGACUGAACUAAAGCGCUUGUUCUCCCAGUGGUCGAUCAACACACAAUUAACUGGUGCCGCAUUCGAAGCUGAGUGCGCCAAGAAAGUGGAGGAAUGCCUCUGGCUGGCAACUCUGCUUAUGUCCGCAACGGGACGAAAAGGGCAUGAGCCCCGGCUGGACUUUUUCUUGAUGCACAUCCUCACCAGCGCGAUAUGCCUUCCGAGUCUGUUGGAAGCGUUCCCCAAAGCAAUCCACCGAGUUCAGUUGCUUCAAGGCUAUGUGCGAGUCACUGCGCUACUCACUCUCAUGCGCGGCCGACCGCGGAUGGAUGCGGAGUUAUUGAUGUCUUACACCGACAUUCCUCGCCCGAUCGCUCUCGAGAAGGAUGAACAGACAAAUCCCUGGCUCCCUAUCAUCCACAAUGGGCUGCAACAUCCGGAUGCCCAUGUCAUCAAAGCAAUUCGCUCCCUCUAUUACGCAGCCACGCACUACGGGAGCACGUCUGCUGGUCAAGUUGUUGGUGCUGUUGACCCGGCGGGAAAAGAGACCCAUCCCGGGACCAGUCGCCUCGAUGGUUCGGCCUUCGUUCGAGCUGCUGGCAUCACAAGUGAGACCAUGGGUAUCCACGACGCCGGUCGAUCCGCCACUUCACUUUCAACGACUUACGACCUACAAGAAUCACACGAGAGCACUAUGGACAAAUCAGCGUCGAUAAUCGCCGCGUUUGAAGCCGGCAAGCUCCCGACGACAAAGCAAAUCAACCAGAUCCUCGACUGGCUAUUGGUUUCAGGCAUCCCUGCGGUCCAGCCUACGGCCGAUGCACUCAGUGGACAAGGGAGGGUGCUGGCGAACGAUGUGCGCGGGAUCCUGGAGGCAUACAAGGCGUUGAAUGAGAGCAAGAACAAGGACAACCUUAUGCAAGAAGCCCUAUGGCAUAUCUCGCAGGGCGACACGGAUGUGCUCGUAUCCUCGACAAAUGAUGUCGUCGACACCGACGAGGCGGCCUCCGACGCGAAGGCGGUCAGCGACUCGGUCCGCACCAUCCUCACCAUUCUGUGGCAGAGUGUUGUCUCAGAGGGCAGCUUCCUCUUCAACGAUUUGGCCUCGUUCGCGCGCCUCGCGCUUGCUGAUGCCGCCGAGUCUCUCGAGUUGAAUGCCAGCGGCGCCAAAGAUGGUUUGAGGCAGGUCGAGAAAGAAGUGCAGGACGGGAAACGGGAUAAUCUGGGCAGGGACAAGCAGAGGGUCGAGGAAGAGAAGGAUGUCCGAGUUGCUUUCGAGCACGGCAUGGACACGCUUAAGGGCGCUGGUUCAAGUAUGAUCGGAGCGGGCCAGACUGCUGCCGAUAAGACGGAAGACAUUUCUGAGCGUACGACAACUCGCCUGCAGAAGGCUUACUUGAAGGCGUGCCAACGUGCUCAGAAUGAUCGUGAAUACCACGAUUCACUAUCAAACUUGUUCGAUACUGUGCAUAAAUGGGUUUCAAAAGCAUUCGACACGACCACCAACCAGCCAUUCACCCUCGGAUCGUUGGUCGAAGACACCACUCCCGAACAGCAUCUCCACCAAGCGUUGGGCGCCAUCAAAACUAUGCUCGACCGGUUCGCUUCACCCAAGUGCUCCGUCGACGAUGUCGUUGGGAAACUGCAAGUGUUCGUCUCCGCCAUUCGGGGCGACUCGACCGAGGUCAAACAGUGGCUGGACAAGUUCUUGAAGUACGCUCACAAAAGUCUGGACGACAUGGACUACUCUCAGUCCGAUGAAGCGAAAACGACCCGACGAGAACUGCGCCAUCAGUGGCGUGCACUGCUCGAUGCGGACACGGAGGCCGGUCAUGCUUGGACCGAACUGAAGGGGACACUUGAAACUUUCGGGACUGCCAUCGCUGAGGACAAGGACGUCGAACGUCUGCAGCAAGUUCACGGGCGUCUUGGCUCAGACAUCGAUCGUGGCCUGGUCGAGGCUGGUGAGACGGCGGAAACCGGUGUACAAGCUGUCUUGGAGAGGAUGUCAUGGUUCUGGCACGACCUUUUUGCUGUCUACGCUCCGAGAAUGCUAUCUAUGCUCAAGGAUCUCCCCGUCCCCCGUACCGAGUACACUGACAACGAUGUUGAGCUUGUGCUCGAGAAUCUCGACAUCUCUUCCCUAGCCCUCAAUCCAGCACACGUGUUCAUUCGCAACAUUUCUGACGUCGAUGUCCGUACGUCGGAGACUGGUGAAACUAAGUCAGCAGGCGUUGGUGCAUACACCCACAUUCGCAUGCAGGCCGUGCAGUUGAUGCUCAAAGACGUCUCGUUCUACUACAAGGACAAGACGGCGACACUGCCUCCGAGCGAGUUCACGGGCCUGCUCGAGCUGAAGAUGCCGCCGCAGGGUAUCGACAUCGACCUGAAGAUUCGGCUCAUCCCUUCUGCAACAGAACGCGAGUCUCGUCGCGCUUACCAUCACAUCGAACUCGUUACGGUCAACAUUUCAGACGACGUCGACUUGACUGUCCGCGAGAGCAACCACGCGAUUGUGCUUUCUGUCUUCAAGCCGAUCUUCAACAUGCGAUUCAGAGAAGCUCUCGGCAAGACGCUUUCUGAGCAGCUGCGCUCUAGCAUCGGAUGGCUUGAUGCCGUCGCCUGGGAUGUUGGCCGUCGGUCGGAGGUGUUCUCGGACGCCGGACUUGGCUCGGGGGCUUCAUUCGCGGGUGCCAUCUGGUCCGAAUUGGGCCGCCUCACUAAAGGCCAGAGUUUCGGCUGGCGUGCGACGGGCACUGGCCUUGUUCUCGAGGAAGCUUCUGGACAGACCAAGUUUGCUGUCGGUGCCGAGCCCCAGCUGUUAAGUGGGGAAAAGCGCGGUCCGGUGGGCACUGGCUCCGAGUCUGUCAGCAAACGAGUGGGAGAUGCGGUGGAUGCGAUCAAGGGCGAGACCGGUCGUAGUGGGCAGGACGCUCAGGACGCGGCCAAAGAUGUGAAGCAGCAUGUGGAGGGACUCGUCGGAGAGGGACAGAGACAAAUCCGCUCCUUCCAACGCACUGUCGAUGAGAAAGUCGUACAAGAGAAGAGGACGGAUGGAUGGAAAAGUUCUGCAUUCGAUUUGUAAGCGUGGGUAAUGUGUAGCUUAGUUGUACUCCUCGAUGUACUUGUAUAGUCCCGUUCUUCACAGACCCAUUGAAUCCUGAGUGACGCGGUCUGUACUGAAACGCGAAAAUCGGAGCUUGAUGUGAAGUUGUACGGGGGCCGAAGAUGCUUAGCCUUGCUUCAUUAGCCUUUUGAGACCUCAAUUCGCAAUUGGGGUGGGUGCUGUGCUGCAUUGGACAUCAGGCAUUUUGCAGCUGAUCAUGGUACUGGUGAUACUUCGAUAAGCAACGAACGCGAUCACGAUGCGAGAUCGUCGUGUAUGCGAUCACGUGAUCCUAACGAGCUUUCCAUUCUCCAGCCACCUGGCGUGACUCGGUUUUAUCUAAAUCGCAUCACGACCCAAACGAAAAAUAUGCACCAAUGGAGUACUUGACAUAGAGAGGAUUGUUCGUCUGCUCUUUGCCAGCGAUUGAAAGACGACCACUGGCACAGCUGAGCCUGCGCGAACGCACUGGCAGCGUCACACUCUUAUGUAUUGACUUGACACUGAUGUUGCCGCGCUUUUAAGGCCUUCCAAGUCGAUCCAGCAGUCAGUCUAGAUCAGUCUUUCCUCGUUGUCGAUUCGACAAGUCUUCGCCUCAAGCGAGUCCGACAAGUCGCCGCGGCCAGCACCCUCGACUGGACCAAGAUAUUAAGUGUGAUACGUUCCGGAAAGCCGGGGUCUUUUUGCGAAUUGAAAGCAGUCGCGAGACGACCCUCUUUUCUAGAUACGACCACAGCCCCAAAGCUGUUGCGUGAUGGCUAUCAGUAUCACAAUUAAUUCGGCGUCUCCGUAUCUUCGGCCGUACGGUUGACGUAUAGGUCCGACAGCUCUCCGCGUCCGAUAUCCAGAUGCCCAAGCGUGUGCCGAGUCAUUGCACUCGGGAUCCGCGACAGUGAUACGAAGAACACGCACGCAACUGGAGCCCUCCACUUAGCGACUGUGGCACGAACGGGACAUCAACGAUACACUCAUCUUCUCACCUAGCCUCGAUGGCGUCGUCGUUUGGAGAGUACGCGCUCCCAACGGAUACGCUCGCGGCAAUCCUCGCUGCCUACCCAUUUUCGAUUGGUCUGUUCCGAGAGUUGUUGCAGAAUUCGGACGACGCGCGAGCCUCCAAGCAGGUGUUUGUGCUCGACAAGCGGACAUUCGGAACUGCUACUUUAGUAGACACGCAUGCCAAGUUGAGAGGGACGCAGGGACCGGCCGUGUUGGCUUACAACGACGCGCUAUUUGAGGACGGAGACUGGGAGGCGUUACAGAGCAUACAUCGGUCGUCCAAGAAGACGGAUACAUCUAAGAUCGGAAAGUACGGAAUCGGGUUCCGUUCGUGCUAUCACAUCACCGACAACCCUGAAAUCCUCUCCGGCCCACAUCUCGCAAUCUUGGACCCCCAUCAUUACUUUGCACCUACGGGCGGUGUGAAGGUGGACUUUACCGCGCAAGAUGCUCAAUACCACGACCAACUAGACGCGUUCGAGUUCUUUCUGCCCUCGGACUCCCGGACGCAGCCGUUCUCUGGCUCCAUCAUCCGCCUUCCGCUACGACUGCCCGGUGCCGAGAGCAGUAUCAGUUCCAAGUCUGUCGACGCAUCUGAGAUUCGACAGCUCUUUGAUGACUUUGUGCGGGAGGAGAUCGGUAUCUCAUUGCUGUUUCUGAAACAUGUACGUGAGGUCGAAGUGCACGAGAUCAGUGAGGACGGGACAAAGCGGUGUUUAGCAAGAACCAGUAUUCGACGAGAUCAGGGCCGGACGCUGGCUGGGACCAAUCAGGACCAGCAUCAUUCAUUCAAGUGCACCGUGUCGGUGGACUCUGCUGCACACGGUCAACGCGACAAGCCAUGGCGCAUCGUCCAUUCUUUCUACCCAGAAGCCCAAUCGACCUCUCUGUUGGCGUUACGGAUAGGCCAAGAUCCCCGUCCCAUUCUAGCAAAGCACAAGUUGCUGUCAGAAAUGGCUGUGGCGAUCCCGCUGUCGAUCGUCGAGGCGUCAGAGAGCGACGGGCGGCUGUUCACUUAUCUGCCGCUGCCGCUCAAGACAGGAUUUCCUGUCCACGUGCAUGCUUUGUUUGCAUUGACUCAGUCAAGGCAGAACUUGAACAACGGAGGGGAAGUGGGCAUCGUGAAAGGCUCUGCUGACAGUAUCCUGGUCGAAUGGAAUCACAUCCUCUUCGAGAACUUUCUCCCCUGCACAUGGGCCAUCUUGCUGCAAGCGCUUCUUCAGGAGGACGCGCUGGAACACGUAUUCCGCGCCUGGCCCUCGGAACAGGCGGUGGUCUUUGGCGGUGACAGUGCAUAUUGGCAGUCCCUUCCUGCCAAGCUGCUCUCCCAUAUCAUUGCCUCGGCAUCGCCUGUUUGGCCGCUCGUCGGUGGAUCUUUCGCCGUAUUGGAUGCGUCGGUGCUGGUCACUGGAGCAGACACCGAUGCGGAAACACUCGCUGCGCUGACCAAUGCGGGAUUACGCAUUACCCAGCUCCCGCAAUAUAUUCUGCGGUUGCUUGGCGGCAGUCAAGCGCGCUAUGUGACGCUGUCGCCCAAGAUGGCCUAUCAGCAGCUCUGCGGCCAUCAGACAGAGAUACAUGCUCUCGACAGCGACAGCAGACUUGUCGUGCUGCGAUAUCUCGUUCGAGACAAAGUGCUCGACUACAUCGCUGACCUGCCACUGGUGCCACUGGUCAAUGGCGGUUUUGUGACACUCAAGCGACGGAGCGAGACGACUUCCAAAGUCUAUACGAUGAUGGAACAGGGCGAGGCGGAUGUCUUCAAGCAGAUGGACGAACUGGCCAUCGCACUGUCGAGUCUGCCGCAGCAAGCCAUCGAUGUCCUACGGACAAGUGGACCUGCGCUGCUGAAUGUGUCCAUUUUGACGCCGGCGAUUGUUGCCUCCUACUUGCAGUCAUUGCCUCUCGGAUUUGAUCUGACGAAACGGACGGACGGGAAGCUGAGCUACCCGCUCUUUUUCUGGCUUACGGCGUUCUGGAGCUGGUUGGGGACGUGGCAUGCACGCAAUGGCUUGUAUCCGCUCGUGUCCAGUCUCUACCUCGUCCCGACGCAUCACGGUGUCGAGGCACCGGCUGUGGGUGUGUUUACGGAUGCUGGGAUUGACCCCGGACUGGUCCCGAUCUUCAAGAACCUGGGACUGUCGUUCCUCCAUGCCUCGUUCUCUGACGAUGCGCUCAAAGGGCUGUCCGAAUAUCCACUGGUCCUCAAGAGCUUAUCGGACAUCCACCUCGUUCUCGAUCGCAUCACGCUGACGGCCGGACUGGCGCUGGAGCUGCAACCUGUUCAAGCACAUGCGCUGUCGAAGCACGUGGUCGACUGUGUGCUCCAGCUGGGCUCGCAGACACCGCUGACGCCGACCCAGACGCAGAAACUACGUUCGCUGCCGAUCUUCCCGCUGCUGUCUGCGACAACGGAGCCCCCGUCGCCGGAGAAGAGUUACAGUGUCUUUCGGCUGCCGACACUGCAUCGCAGGGCGAAGAGUGUAGCCGCUCCGGUCAUCCUGCAGUCCAUUCCGGAUGAUACCCUGGUAGUCGGAGUCCCGGGGACGGAAGACACAUCAGCGUUGAUCCCUGAUGUGGCAAAAUACGCGUUUCUUGACGGUGCCAAUGCCGAUUUGCACCUAUUGCAGCACCUGACACCCAGCAAAGUCGUGCCCCUUACUGCACCUGACCUGCUGGAGAUCGCCGUAGAGCAUUUUGCGGCUCAGACGAAGACUUUGAGGGCUGCUUUCCUGGAGCAUCUCGUCAAGUCCCGUGCGUCGCUGCCUCCAAGUCUGUUUGAGACGUUGCGCGACACGGAAUUUGUACAAGUCGCGAACGGGAGAAUGCAAGCCCCGAGGAGGGUGAUCGAUCCAAGCAAGACAGAUUUGGUGGCGCUGUUUUCAGACGACAAGAGCCGGAUCCCGGUGCUUCACCCCGAUGAUGCACCCAUCAUCUCACAGCUCAGACAACUAGACCUGCUGAUCUCUGCCCUCGAUGUCGACAUCGUGCGUGAACGUAUCGCCUACAUCUCAUCCCGCUCCGAGGUGGCCGAGUCCCGUACUUUGGCUGUGCAGAUGCUGAGUCUGAUCCAUGCGACGAGCAGUCUCGAUUGCUCGACGCUGGAAAUCUCCCCCGAGCUGCGAUGGCUGCCGACAAAUCGCGGUUUGGUUGGGUCUGCGGACUGUUAUGACCACAUGAUGCAGAUCGAGCUGUUCGACGAGGUGCUGGCUGUGCUAGAUCGAAAUGCGCCAGUUUCGCCGUCGCUGAGAGUGGCGCUCAAGUGGGAUAGGCCUGUGCCAUUUGACAUCCUCCUGUCUCAGCUGCGCACAAUAGCUCACAGCGGCCAGCCCUCGACGCUCAAGCUAGAUCGCCUGAUCCGGGAACUCAGCACUCGGGCAUUGGACGACAAGCAGGUCGAGGUCUUGCAGGAAAUCGUCUCUGGAAAGCGUUGGAUCCCGAUCGCAUCGAAUUUGGUUGUCAAAACCGAGCAUGCUGUCUUCCAGUCGACGUCUGGUUUACCUGGCUUCCACCAGAUUCCAUUCGGGCUGGGUGAUCGGCCAGAGACGAAGGCAUUUCUGUCAAAGAUGGGCUGUACUGACCGGCCCUCCGCACCUAUCCUGCUUACCGAGCUCAAGUCACUGGAAGCACGAUCACGUUCUCGCGACAUCGUCGACCAAGCUUUGUUAGUCCUUACGGCUCUCGCCGCCGACCUCAAAUCUGUGUCUCGAAGUGAUCUUCUCGUCCCCGACACGACCGGAAUUCUGCGGCCGAUCUCGCAGGUGUAUUUCAACGACGUGGGGGAGCGUGCAUGCCUGAUCGACUUGGGUACUGCCACCCAUAUCGCGCAUCCGAAACUGUCUGACGAUCUCAGCAAACAACUGCUGAUGGAUCGCCUGGGCUUCAAGUCGGUUGAGCUGAGCCCCGGGAUCGACAUGGGCGAGACACUGACGACAACGAUCCGGAACACGUUGAAGCAAUAUUCCGAGGCUCAGAUCUGCAGCGAAUUCUUGGCCAACGCAGCUGAUGCCGGGGCGUCCAGCUUUGCGAUCAUGGUCGACGAGAAGAACGCACCCACCGAGAAGCUGUUGGCUGGCUCGAUGGCGGCAUUCCAAACCGGCGGCGCGCUGGUGCUCUGGAACAGCGGUGUAUUCACAAGCAAGGACUUUGACGGGAUCUGUCGGACUGGGGUCGGCGGCAAAGAGGGAAAGACGAAUACCAUUGGGCAGUUUGGGUUGGGGGCGCUGUCCAUGUUCCAUUUCACCGAGAUGGCGAUGGUCGUCUCAGGUUCUCAGGUCCUGUUCUUGGAUCCAUCCAAGAGUCAUCUUCCCAUACAAGGCAGAGCUUCCCUUCUGUUGCCUCUGGAGCAGCUCAAACGGUGGUAUCCAGAUCAUCUUCAGGCUAUCCAAGGCCUGUUCGGGUUCAAUAUCAAUUCCAAGGCUGCUUACAAUGGAACGAUCUUCCGCCUUCCAUUCCGGCGCAAUGCCCAUCUCAACCCGAACUCUAUCCUUCUUAGCGUCACAAAGUAUACGACGCAGUACAUCCGUGAACGAAUUUUGCGACCGUGGUAUGAAACGGCCAAGCUUUCGCUGCUGUUCACCAAGCUCGAGCGCAUCUCUACUUCGUACCGCACCGCUGCAGGCCGGGAGACAGCCGACUGGUCUAUCAGCGCUUUCCACGAGCCCGCGAAAGCGGUCUUCAAUUUCCGCACCCACAUCGUGCAUGUGAAAUUUGAGGACAGCAGGAGCACUGACGACUACAGGGUCGUUUCGACCGCAAUGCCUCUGAAAGAUAUCCCCAGCGAGUUCUCGCCGUUGAUCGAGCCGCAUCGGUUGAGGUCGCCUGUGGUUGUUGGAAUGGCGGCGCCGAUGGACGCCAGCACCAGUCCUAUUACCAACACCCAGCGCUCGCGGCUUUUCUCCACUCUGCCCUUGCCCAUGUCGACCAGUUUACCGGUGCAUGUUACCGCAUCCUUCAUUCUGACACCUGAUCGGAGGCACAUCCGGCUGGACGACUAUGCCAAUCUGGAGAGCAAAUACAACUCCUGGCUCUUGGCAACGGUUGCACCGCCGCUAUAUCUGUUCUUGCUGGAAGAUCUCUUGCGGGGCCGGAUGGGUAAUGGGCAGUGGUGGCCGGGCAAUUAUGCUGGUCAGCACGAGGAUCCGGUGUCGAAACAUCUCCUGGACGCGUUCUACUCUGCUGCGCACCUGGGAACGACCAAGCGACGAAUCUGCGCCAGUGCGUUCGAAGCCGGGGAGCAGCUCAAGCCGAGCGAGGUGCUGCUCGGUUGGGACGAGCCUGGGUGCGUGACCAAGAUCCUGUCGCGGCUCAACGCUCCGCACGUCGUGAUGCUGCCCCAGAAAGUGCGGGAGCGGUGUGCUGCGGUGAUGAAGAAGGUCGACCAGACUCUGGUGCGCGAGGAACUGCUGGCCAAGACGAGAUCGUUCGUGGGUCUGUAUAGCAAGGGCGAGAUUAACGUCAAGGAUAUCGAGGGUCUUGUUGAGUUUCUAGCCAAGGACCAGCUGGGAAAGUGGGCUGGUCUGCCACUUGUCCCGCUCAGGGACGGGAAGCUCGGGACACUGGCCCUGCAGGCGACCACGACGACUAAUUUCCACGUCUGGAAACCCGCCUUCCCCGACCGCGUUCUGUUCCCAGCCGAGUUCCUCGUCCAACCAGAGUUCGGAGCUGUCGCAGAGAAGGUGUGGCCCAAGUCGACGAGUCUCAACGUCGUCAAACUGGACUACCUCGGAAUCGAGCAGCUGCUGAAGGAGCAGCUCUCCAACAGUGAUGAGAAGCAACUGAAACCGGAAGACGAAGCCUGGGUGCAGCUGUUCUGGGCCGAGUACCCGCAUUUCGGGAUCGACCCGAAGAACAAUAAUACGAUGCAGCUUCGGUAUCCGCUCGUCCGCACCACGAAGCCAGGACAGUACAUAUCGCUGAGCAAGUGCUGGACAAACUCGGUGCUUAUCGCCACGAGCAACGACCCAGCGUGGCUGUGCGCCGCCCUCACGGACCUCGGGGCGUGUGUUGUGCAGCGGGAGAACAAGGAACUGCUUCCGAAAGCGCUACGGGAGCUGCUCAAGUCGCAACAGAGCAUGAAUUUCGAGCGAGUGCUGGAUUACUUCCAGACGGUGGAGUCGUCGCUUUCGUCUCGUUUUGCCAAGUUGGACCCCGCGCUACAUGCCCAGCUCGCCGAAUGGGCGCGAGGCAAGACCGUGAGCACCCCCGAGCGACUGAUCCCCAUUGCCAGCCAGUUGCCGAUCUGGAAGAAGCUACAGCGCGGCAGCUCUGACCAGAAGCCGCAGCUGCACACUGCGAUGGAUCUCAAGAUGUUACCGUUCGGGAUUGGGAAGGACGUUGCAUCGAGGUUCAUGGGUGUGCCGACCGUGGAGCACAAUGUGUCGCUCGUGCAUCUGAAAGUCACGCCGAUGCCCUUCAAUCAGUUUUGGUACCAUCUCAAGCUGCCGCAGAAGCUGACGGUCGAGGAUCAGACUGUAUACAAGCAGCUCUUGGGAGUCCUGCCCGCAAAUUUCACAUUCAACGGCGAUAGCAUCCUCGUCCCGAAUGGCAAUCGGGAUCUUGUCAAAGCGAACACUCUGUAUGCUCGGCACGCGCUCUUCAUUGCGGCCUUCGGCUCUGAUCUCUCGGCCGAACACUUCAUCCUGGACAGCUUCCGAGAUCUCGAGCCCCGACUGGUCCCGCUUGGCCUGAAAAGCCACAGCAACCUCGAUUUCGACAUGUUCAGUGUCUGUGCGCGUGCGAUCCAAGCGGAGAUGGACAAGCCUCAGAUUAUCGCGCGUGCCAGAGUUGUCUUCAGGGCUUAUGGCGAGGACAUGUCGCUGCGCAUGGAGCGCGGGGGCUGGAAGACAUUCGACGAGUUCCGCUUCAUUCCGAGGGAGACUCUGCGCCGGCGAACCAUGGGAAUCGAGAACAGCUCGAGAUACGUCAAGCCAAUCCCGCGGCUGAUGACACCAAGCGAGUCGUUAUUGGCGGAGCACGAGGCUGUCUGCUGGACCCAGCGCGGUGUUCUGCUCGAGUCUCCUCACGAACGGCUACUCGUCGCGAAUCCGACGUUCGGGCAGCCGACGGCCCGGGAGGUUGUCGAGCACCUGCGGGUGCUUGCUCUGCAGGUUGCCCAAGACCUGCCUUCCGACAUUUACGUGCUCUCCGAUCUACAGGCGACGUACGAGUGGCUCGACGACCAUCAGCAUCUAGCGGAGGAGAUCAUCGUCGAGAUGCACGAUCAGCCUCUCUUCCUGAAUGUCGAUGAUCCGAGGACCGAGCGCUGGGUGUGGCAUUGCGCGGACGAAAUGUUCUUCAACAUUCUAGACGGCGGCGACCUCAAGUCGGUCAAGAAGUUUCUGAUCCCGUGGAGAGACUUGCUCAGCGUAGCGGGCGUUGACGAUAUCGUGAACGCGCCGGUGCCUGCCACCGAGCGGAGUUCGGUGGAGACACAGCUCCAAAUGCUCAGAGACGGGUUUCAGAGUAUGCGUGUGCAGGGUCUGCUGACGGACGUCGUCUUCGUGUCUGAGCCCAUCUCGGCUGACGCCGAAGACGGAACGAGAUUUCCUGCCCAUCGGGCUUUCCUGGCCCCAAUGAGCGAGUAUCUCAACGACCUGUUCUGUGGAUCCUUUACCGAGUCGGGGCCUGGGACAGCAGACGAUCCUAUCGAGGUUGAUUUGGAGUACUCGGCUCUGACUGUCGAGGCUGUCUUGGACUUUAUGUACCAGGCCAAAGCACCCAGUGUCGAAAAGCUGGCUGAUCUGCUGGAUCUCAUGGACUUGUCCAACUACUGGGGCCUUUCCGAGCUCUGCCAGCUUGUCCAAGCCAAGAUUAUCAGCAACAAUCAGAUCUCGCCAGCGACCUACGAAGAGGUUCUCGCGCGCGCCACUGCACUCGACGCAGCGCUUCUGCUUGCAGCCUGUACUUUCUUCGAGAACGCGAAUCGGGACGCCAUUCUGCGACUGAAAGGCGAGGCUACCGGCAAGCGGCGGGAGUCUAGGCGGAUCCCCAUCAAGGCUGGGUCUGCGUCCCGCAAGUCUAUGGCAGUGUCAGAAACCAGCUCGUCCUCAGGCAGCAGGCUGCUGAGCUUGAAGCCGCCUACGGCAAAGAAGGUCGCCAAGGGCUUCUUCAAAGGAUUGAGGAAGGUGGGCGACAGUUGGGAUUUUCUCUCUUGACCACUCAGGAGGACUGGAUGUAUCUCUGGCAUAUUGUAUUUUUACGUUCCACAUCUGUAUUUAUGCACUUUUAUCUUUAAUCUCCAUUCC